Messenger RNA from Tilletiaria anomala UBC 951, 3340 nucleotides. RefSeq lists its product as uncharacterized. Gene Ontology annotation, cellular component: nucleus. The coding region runs from base 72 to 3293 and encodes 1073 amino acids. The transcript is spliced from 2 exons. The record is from RefSeq and is a predicted model, not a curated record. Lineage: Eukaryota; Fungi; Basidiomycota; Exobasidiomycetes; Georgefischeriales; Tilletiariaceae.
CAUCAGGUUCUCUUCUGACAGACAAUUGUAGAUACAACGAGUAUUACAAGUUGGCUGAGGAGACCCCAAUCAUGCUUGUCAGCAAGCUGGACACCGAGCGCCAGGAGGCGUUCCGAGCAUCUAUUUUUCUUUCGCUCGAUGACGGUGAGCGCAACAGCCGUACCGACGGUGGCGAAAGCUCACCGUUCGAUACACUGCUGGCUCAACAGAGGCUACAAUCCGUAGCUGCGGCUAUAAACACGUUCAUAGAGGCAUGCUGCAUGGAUCCGCCACCAGAUGGAGCCGGUGGUUACAUAUGGAACCGUGAUGUGCUGCGCGUUCGAGCGUCUUACCCCGAUCGCGCCAAGCGCCCUCGUGCGACCGAAGGAGUGCAACUGGAGCAAUGGGGACAGCUGUCCAUCUAUCAGCGCACUGGUGGUGCGCUCGAGGAUGUCCAACUUUCUACAUUCAUCAUGCGUCAACUUACGCUGCGCCUCGCGUCACUUCAGUUGGCAAUCAGCGUUUCGGAUGAAGACGGUCAAUUCCUUUUGAUCGAUGCUGCAGACCAUCUGGACGACUGGAUUACCCCGGAGAAUGCUGAAGGACGCGUUUGGAUUUACGAGGGACGUUUGCACAUUAUCACCCCUUCUGCAGAAAAGGUGGCGCGAGAUGAAUACGGGUACGGUGACGAUGGCAUGAUUUCGAAAGGCAAAAGCAAGACGGGAGAAUCGGGCGCAAAAGGCGAUGCAGGACCAGAAGAAGAAACUCAGCGGGUCCUUCCUUUGGCUCUUGGCCAAGCAAUUGUGCGAAAUCCAUCCAUUCCGACACUUGCAUCGUCACUUGUCGAAUCCACCGCUUUUGAAGCUCUCGCAGACUUUCCUACCUCCGCGUACGAUCAAGUCCACAUGACUCUGGCAUGCUUGCCCGAAAGCGCCGCGCGCGUACUCCAACAUGAUCCACAGCUCAUCGCCCUAGCAGCUGAGGCGCUGCUCACCAGAGACACAUUAAGCGCAAGGGCGGCAGGCAAGAUGGAGCAAUUUCUCGGCGGCGCAACACCUUUCAUACCUCCAAACCUUGGUGCCGCAACUUCAGCGCACACCCCUGGCGUGCCAUCUUGUCGGAUCGUGCUCACACGAAUCCAAAUGACAAAGCGCAUCUACUCAGCGCUCACUACAGAGAACUAUCUUCCGCCCAAAGUAUUCGGUCGCAGCUGGCAGACGAUUGUUGAGGAAUAUCAAGCCAGGCUUUUCUCACAAAAUGCCGGCAAGGCAGAGGGGACCCUUGCCACGGAUCCAGGCCUGGACCUGGGCCGGUGGCUCGAUCUGGGUACAAAGAUCGCCUGUGGUAUGGAGAUGCUAUAUGCUGAAAGCAGGUCAAAAAGCACAGCCAAACGCGCGUAUCCUCGAAGGAACGACGGCGAGGACAUUCAAAUAAAUCUGGACGUGUCACUUGAAGCAUCAGCCCCAUCUCCUUGCAUGGAAGCCCCAGCGCGUGAUGCAUACUCAAAGUUUGUGUCAUCACUCCGAAAAAUUGGCUACUUUAACAAUGAGCUCGAAGGGAGUGCGCGAUGGAGGCAGCUAGAGCACGUAGCACUUCAAGAAUGGUCCCGACAGCUCCAGGGCAGCGUAGCUACCAAGGAGUACGAAGAGCUCGAUCAUGACGGCGAGAACACGCUGGCAGGUAUCGCGCAGCGCAUGGACAAAGUGCUAGCGGACUCUAGGGCGGUGACUUUGAUCGAUCUUUCCAGCGAGCCCCAUGCAAAGCUGGUGGCACUCGAGGAUGACAUCGCUUGGCUGUAUCUGCAGUCACAUCAGGACGAUGGGGAGGGCUCGGUCCAGGCCGAAGACUUGGACCAAGACGAGGCAGAACGCUAUGCAGCCAAGCAGCUCGCGGCUUUCAGUGUCAAGAUGGAAGAGUUUUUGGACCGCAAAGGCGACCAUCGCGGUGCGCGAUUCUCAGAUGAGGAUUUUGCUGAUGGGGAUAGCGACGAGGACAGCAACGAAGAUUUAGAGUUUUCAGACGAGGGGAGCAGCUCCAAUGGAAAAGACAUAGACAUGCAGAAAGUCGAAAGGCAGGCUGCCCGUGCUGACGAGGAGGCUCGCGCCGAGGCGAGAUUGCGGCUUCAAGCAAUGUCCAGUGAGCAGAGGACGGAGGCCAUGGAAAGUCUCGUCAAAGGGAUUGAAGCCGGGUCAUGGGGGGCGUUAAAAGGCGGAUCUCAGCCAGCGGAUGCGUCACGAGCGCCGCAGGCAGAAAUGGCCAUCACUGAUGGAGAUACUGGCGAGUCAUACACUACAGGGUCGAUCAAGCCUCUUUCAGCGGAGGAGAUGGCAGCACUUUUCCCGAUAAAUGGCCACGCCAGGCCGAUCUCAGAGUAUCCAUCACAGCCCCGGCUCGAACCUCACGUUAGCCAGUCUCAAGACGUUACAAACACGACUGCGGAACCAUCUCCCCCAAAGGGACAAGAAGUCCGUGAUAAAGUCAACGGCCUGCGCUCAUUAUUGCGUCAAGCGCAGCACUUUGAAGGGGAUUCAGACUCGGAGGAAAGCAUGCUGGAUGCAGAGGAUGCAGGAGACUCGAAGGCGGAUCGAUUGAACAGGGCCAAAUGGCUCGACGUAGGUUCAGAAGAUGAGCUGCCAGAUAGCGAUAAGGUCGACGAAGAAGUCGAAAUGGAGGGCGAGAUGGACGACUUCAUUAAGUUUGCCACAGAGGCUCUGGGGCUCAGCAAGGCACAGUAUGACCGCAUUAUCAGCGAGCGCGAAGCUAGAGGUGCUUUUGUCCCUUCUUCAAGUGCAACAUCUGCAUCCCCAAUUGAGCAUGCUUUACCACCGGCCGGGAGCGCCAAAGGGAAGGACAAGAUCUCUGCGAGUGAGCGUCAAGGCCGGCCUCUCAAAACAUUCGAGGAGGUCAUGGAUGCAAUGGAUGCCGAAUUGGGUCAUGCAAAGACCUCUGGUAGCCAAUCAAGCACCGCUCCGUCUACCCAAUCUACAGUUACAAAACAUACUAAGCGUCACCAACCCGAGGUGGCAUCACGGCGAGGCGUGACAUCCGCUCCACCGCCGAACUUGUACGACGGUGAUGAGACCGAUAGUGAUGACGAACUGAGUGCGCAAGACCAGGAACUGAUCCAGAAGCUCACCAGCUCUAGAGCCGAUUUUUCUGGGCUCGCGCCUGGAGCCGAUGAGCCCAUGUUGCAGAUCAACAUGAUCCAGAAUUUUCUUGAAAGUUACAAGGCUCAGGGUGGUACCGCCGGUCCAGUGUCCAACCUGGCUGGUCGAAUGGGGAUCAGUCCACUGCCGUUAGAUGCGGAGCAUUGAUUUGCCAUUGUAACGCUAGGAUGAAUGCAUGCAGUGCAAUGUGACAU